UGCAACAAGUGUGUUGGGGUGCACGAGAAGCAGAUAUUCCUCUGUGGAAAGUUUGAGGACUCGUUGGAUCUUUGGAGAGGAGAGACAGCGCGGCUGCAGACUUUAACGCACCGAGCGUGUGUGGAUGAGAUAGUUUGGAAAUUUCAUUUCAGUUAAAAAUCUACCGACAGCAGCCACCAUGGAUAGCGGAUCCAACCGAACUAUUGACCCAAGCUGCACGGAGAAACCCCCUCUCGCCAUCGACAUAAUCCUCAAGUUGGACAUCUUUGGCAUCAUAUUGUACUCUGUGCUGACCUUCAUGGCCACAGUGUCCAUGCUGAUCUUCAUAGAAGAGUGUAUCUACAUCUAUAAGAAAGUGCCCGCCAAUAAGAAGAGUGUAAUCAUUUGGGUGAAUGGGGCAGCACCGGUAAUUGGCACCAUGUCGUGUCUGGGGAUGUGGAUCCCCAGAGCCACCAUGUUUACUGAUAUGACCUCUGCCUGCUACUUUGCCAUUGUGGUGUUCAAGUUCCUGAUCUUGAUGCUCGAGGAGGUGGGUGGAGACGAGAUUUUCCUGAAGCGAGCAGGGAGCCAUAAACUUAGGAUCAGCACGGGGCCGUGCUGCUGCUGUUGCCCCUGCCUGCCAUAUGUGGCCAUCACACGGCGCUCUCUCUUCCUGCUCAAACUUGGCUCCUUCCAGUUUGCCCUCCUGAAGAUUGUCUUCACCAUCCUUUCCAUUGUCCUCUGGACCAACGGGACAUUUGACCUCGCCGAUUUGAGCAUUAAAGGAGCUGCUAUUUGGAUCAACCCAUUUGUGGGCAUCUUGACAAUCAUAGCUCUGUGGCCUGUAGCGAUCAUGUUCAUGCACCUGAGGACUGCCCUGCGGACAAUCAAGAUCAUCCCCAAGUACGCCAUGUACCAGCUGGUGCUGAUCCUGAGCCAGCUGCAAACAGCUAUCAUCAACAUCUUGGCUUUGAAUGGAACCAUCGCCUGCACUCCACCCUUCUCCUCUGCAGCCAGAGGAUACAUGAUGAGUCAGCAGCUUUUGAUCCUGGAGAUGUUCAUCAUCACGCUGGUAACACGGCUGCUGUACCGCCGACAGUAUGAACCUUUACCCGAAGAGGAACCCGAGAUAAACGAAAAAACCAGGAUGGUUACAAUGCCUGGGUCUGCAUGAGGUGUGUGUGCGUGUGUGUGCGUGUGUGUGCGUGUGUGUGCGUGUGUGUGCGCGUGUGUGUGCGUGUGCGUGUGUGUGUGUGUGUGUGUGUGUGUGUGUGUGUGUGUGUGUGUGUGUGUGUGUGAUUUCUAUAUCCUGCAUGUAUUUGAUCAAAAGAUUAUAUAAGUCAAUAUGAAUAAAUGUAAUAAGAAUUAUAUGUAAAUGUAUUUUGUGGGUGUUCAUUUGGGGUUACAGAGGUGCAAACUUUACAAAACUGUUUGAUUGACUGUUCACACCAAUCACACACCUUAUCCAGAGGGAUCCAACAGUUAUGAUAGUUCCCAUUUUGUGUCAUUUCAAUUUGUUUCUACCAAAAAAGAGACCAUGCAUAUUUGGCAAUUAUUUGGUAACACUUUAUUUUACAGGUCCACAAUUCUCUUGUAAUGUCUCUUGUAAUGUUGUCUUGGGAAAAACUGUAAUUUGGUUUUAAUUACGAGGAAAAUGGAGAAAAUGUUUGGUGAUAGUUAGUGUUCACUUGUUGAUUUGUUGAAUUUCCUUCAAGGAACUGCUCAAUUUCAACUAAACAUUGUUUUAUUAGUAGAAAUUAGAUUUUCCAUACAUGUUAAAUACGUUUGCUGGUGGACAAAUUUGAAAUUGUUUAGCUCUCCAAAUAAUUACCAAUUGAAGUACCAUAUUCCUUUCCUGUAAGUUUACACUUGGAUGUCAGUUAAAUUUUAGAAAAUUACAAGAAAUAUUGGGACCUCAAAUAUAAAGUGGCACCGCUUAUUUAUAUACACUGUGUUUUUGUGAGGCAUUAUUGCAUAAAUGAUGAUAAACUGUAUUUUUUUUGCAUUCUGUGUGACAACCGCUGGACCUUUACUGUCACUAUUACCUUUUACAAUGUGAGCAUUUUAAACAUCCUCAGAUGAAAUGUCACUGUAUGAGUUUGUGGUGUCUUUUCUUAAAGCUUGUUCAGUUUUCACAUCCAGCUGUCACACUGUAUUUUUAAUUUUGUGCCGCUAGGUGGCAGUAGACCAAAAUCGAGUGACAGCUGCCGUCAAACCGUGUGGGA
Messenger RNA from Perca flavescens (yellow perch), 2204 nucleotides. RefSeq names its product solute carrier family 51 member A (gene slc51a). Bases 179 to 1153 code for a protein of 324 amino acids. NCBI's taxonomy places the organism in Eukaryota, Metazoa, Chordata, Actinopteri, Perciformes, Percidae. The transcript is spliced from 8 exons. The record is from RefSeq and is a predicted model, not a curated record.